Nematolebias whitei (Rio pearlfish) is the source of this 891-nucleotide messenger RNA. RefSeq names its product C-C chemokine receptor type 1-like. The coding region runs from base 16 to 891 and encodes 291 amino acids. The transcript has a single exon. Gene Ontology annotation, molecular function: chemokine receptor activity. Gene Ontology annotation, cellular component: membrane. Gene Ontology annotation, biological process: chemotaxis; immune response; G protein-coupled receptor signaling pathway. Lineage: Eukaryota; Metazoa; Chordata; Actinopteri; Cyprinodontiformes; Rivulidae. The record is from RefSeq and is a predicted model, not a curated record.
GUCCGGCUCCGCACCAUGACCGAUGUGUGCCUGUUCAACCUGGCCCUCGUUGACCUGCUCUUGGUGUGCACCCUGCCCUUCCUGGCCCACCAGGCCAGAGACAGCUGGGUGUUUGGAGAUGGUAUGUGCAAGGUGGUCCUGGGUAUUUAUUACAUUGUCUUUUACUGUGGGAUCUUCUUCAUCUGUCUGAUGAGCUUGGACCGUUACAUGGCUAUAGUUCACUCCGUUUAUGCCCUGAGGGCACGGACACGAUCCUUUGGCAUGAUGGCGGCUGCAAUCACAUGGGUGAUCGGAUUUAUAGCUUCCUUUCCUGACCUGAUCUUCCUCCAACAGCAAACUGCUCUGGAUGGCUCUCUGUUGUGCUCACCUGACUUUCCCAAACAGGAAGGAAACUAUUCCAGUUACCACACCUGGAUAAUCUUUGGCAUCUACAAAAUGAACAUUCUGGGUCUGUUCCUGCCACUGUUCAUUAUGGGUUUCUGCUACUUCCAGAUCAUCCGACGGCUGAUGUCCAGCCAAUCAGCCAAGAAGCCGGCCAUCCGUUUGGUCUUCCUCGUGGUGGCCGUCUUCUUUUGCUGCUGGGUUCCUUACAAUGUCUCAGCGUUCUUCAAAGCUCUGGAGCUUCUGGGGCUCUACACGGAGUGCAGCAGCAGCAAAGAUAUCCGGUUGUCCUUACAGGUCACAGAGGCCAUCGCCUAUUCCCACAGCUGCCUCAACCCCAUCCUGUACGUGUUUGUGGGGGAGAAGUUCAGGAGGCAGCUGCUGAGGCUCAUAAACAGAGCUCCAUGUCGUCUGUGUCAAGUCAUCAAGUUAUACGUACCUUCGGAAAGAUUUGCUACUUCGGUGUAUUCACAGACCACCAGCGUAGAUGAGAGAAACACCAGCGUGUAA